AUGUUCAAUAUACACACCCGUCGGCUAGCCGGUUGGGAAUUCUGGGGCUCGUGCUAUGAUGUUAUGCCGCUCUCUGAACCGGAGCUGGAUCCCACUGCCUAUCAAUACGCUGACGAUCGCAUGAUGGAUCGACCUCUGCACGAGAAUUAUGGACGAAUGCGGGUGGAUAGCGUCGGUGAUAUCGAAUCAAUGCUGCGGGAGCUGGCGUUUGAUGACGACAGCAUUGCUGCAGGGGAUCUAAGCGACACAAGCCUUCAAAUAGACACUGACCGUGAAACAGCUCUUGUGAGCAUAGUAACGAUGCCCGAACCCAUGGAUGUAGACAAAGACACAGCGGAAGAGGAGGACACGUGUAUGCAAGAACACGAGGAGGACACGUGUAUGCAAGAACACAUGGACGGUGACUUGCUCUUGCACCGUAGAGUCGAUUUCAAGAAGAGCAAAGCCUCUCGUAGGAUGGUACCGAUCACUACGUCAGCAAAAAAGAGACAUCUCGCCCAAGGCCACGAUCGCAAACCUGAGAGUGGAUUCACACAGCUGGGGAGACUAGCAACCGUGAGCCGCCUCAGCAAUAGACUUCUUGGACGUGACCCGAUCAGCACGUUUGCUGGGAACUGCGAAGAUUUACUUCCCCGAUGGAUUGCCUUGCUUCGAGAAACUACAUUCCCGGGUGACAUAACAAGCACCGAUUCCCGCAUACCGCGAGCAUUCAGAGCCGUAGAUAGCAUUCUCUGCGGACAAGACAGACCUCUUCUCCAAAGACUAGCCAGUGUCCAACUAGCCCGGCUUUUUCAAACGGUCAAGGAUAUCAUCAAAUCUGAUAGACACCAUAGACGCAUAGAUCGCGUACCCUACUCGAGAGAUGCCAAUCUUGCUAUGAAUAUUUAUAUGAGCGCCCAAGAAACCCAAUCAAACGCAAGGAGCCUAAGAAUCAAGUUGGAACAGAGCCGCAAGCGCUUCAGUAAAAGGUGGAGCCUUUUGGCAGUGUCGUCACCACUCUUCGUCCUAGUCUACACUGACGCAGCUGAGGCGGUUGUUAGGGACUUCAAGAAGGUAGACAACUCGACCCUUGCCAUGGUCGCUGCUAGAAUAUCCAAGACAUGCCCCCAUCGACUUGUGGGCGUCUGUGCUGGCAUCUCCAGGGCAGCAGAAGUCGCAGCCACGUCAGGGAAUUGGGUAGACCCACUUUCAUUUUCGUCUGAGCGCAUCAGACAGUGUUUGCUUCUUUGA
Messenger RNA from Thyridium curvatum, 1230 nucleotides. RefSeq lists its product as uncharacterized. The record is from RefSeq and is a predicted model, not a curated record. The transcript has 2 exons. The coding region runs from base 1 to 1230 and encodes 409 amino acids. NCBI's taxonomy places the organism in Eukaryota, Fungi, Ascomycota, Sordariomycetes, Thyridiales, Thyridiaceae.